Astyanax mexicanus (Mexican tetra) is the source of this 3255-nucleotide messenger RNA. It is a transcript of the gene sh3rf2, whose product is annotated as SH3 domain containing ring finger 2. Gene Ontology annotation, biological process: positive regulation of proteasomal ubiquitin-dependent protein catabolic process; protein ubiquitination; positive regulation of JNK cascade. The record is from RefSeq and is a predicted model, not a curated record. Lineage: Eukaryota; Metazoa; Chordata; Actinopteri; Characiformes; Acestrorhamphidae. The transcript has 11 exons. The coding region runs from base 278 to 2677 and encodes 799 amino acids. Gene Ontology annotation, molecular function: metal ion binding; ubiquitin protein ligase activity; protein binding.
GUAGAGCUGCUGGUGCAGGUAGUUUUAGUUUACUGCAGCCUGUUUUUAGAGUAGUUUGGGUGGAAACAGAAGGUUUAUUGGUGUUAAUGGACACUGGUCUGCUAGGAUAAAGGGGCUGGUACGUGCUGGAGGUGCUGAAGGUGCUGUAUUGUUAGUACCUGCGUGUGUCUGUGUUGAAAUGGUUACCUGGAGCUCCUGACAGGACCGGCACUCCUGUAACACUCUAUUGUGACCAUCUAAAGUCCUCUGAAAAGACCUUGUGAAGACCUUUGCUACAAUGCAUUUUGCCACAGCCAGCGGUGGAUGGUCUCUGGAGGAGGAGGAUCAUGUGGAGGAUGUGGGAGUGCUGGAUUUGCUGGAGUGUCCUUUGUGCAUGGAGCCACUGGAAGUGACAGCCAAGGUCCUGCCAUGCCAGCACACCUUCUGCAAGCCAUGCCUUCUUCGUCUGGAGUCGUCGUCACCUUCACGCCUGCCCAUAUGCUGCCCAGAGUGCCGCGCCCCUCUCUCAGGCAGGGUGGAGGACCUGCCCACUAACCUGCUACUGGCUCGACUCAUACAGGGCCUCCAAAGGGAACGUCUGACAACACCGAGGAACAGAGGUGGAGUGUGCGUGAGCUCCACAGCUCAGGACGGCAGUGUGGUCGAGGUUCUUCAGCCGGUCCAGCAGCAGACGGGCCAGAGCACUCAGGGGGUGCUGGCUAAAGCCUCGUACAACUACCAAAGCAAUGGACCCGGAGAGCUCGCCAUGAAAUCCGGCGACAUCGCCGGUCUCCGCUGGAGAGCUGAUGAAAACUGGUGGCACACCGAUGCCAAGGGGAGCGGUGGUGUCAUUCCCACCAAAAUGGUGCAGGUGUUGAGUGAUCAAGCCCAGCCUGUGGCCCUGUGCCGGGCACUCUACGACUUUGACGUGAACAGGCUGGACCCUGAGGACAGGAAGGAAUGCCUGCCCUUCCUAAAGGGAGACCUCAUUAGUGUCAUUAAGCGGGUGGAUGAGAACUGGUGUGAAGGGAGACUGAGGGACAGGGUGGGGAUCUUUCCUCUGCAGUUCACUGAGCCUAAUCCCACCACUCUCAAACUCCUCGGGAGAGGCAAGGGUGUUGACGGUGCGGAAUCUCGACCUCAGGACACGAGGCAAAGCAGGGGCCGCAGGCGGGUCUCUGCAACCACCAGGCCUCCUCAGGUCAGCCUCCUGAACAGCCUGAACAGUCGACCUGUCUACGGCCACGCUCAAAGCCAGCACCCCCAGUACAGCGGACCCGCGGCUCCACCUCCACCACCUGCCCAGGGGAAAGCAGCCCAGCUCGGCCCGGCCUCCAAGCAGCGGACAGGUGGAAGUGCUCGCAGAAGCCUGAGCAAGGGUGAAAGGAAAAUGAAUGGUGAAGCUCCUCCAACCAUCACUAUGGCUCUGAUCAACCCCCAGGCCCCUCCACCUCCCCCAGAGAGCAAACAGUCCUCCACCCAGCAGCUCUCUAUCAGUGUGUGUGCAGCGCUGUACUCGUACAGCCCCCACCGGCCCGAGGAGCUGGAACUGCGGAAGGGCGAGAUGGUGGGAGUUUAUGGGAAGUUUAAGGAAGGCUGGUUACGUGGCCUAUCGCUCCGGACUGGCAAAGUGGGCAUCCUGCCUGCCAACUAUGUCACACCUGUGCUCAGAACGUCUGCGAGGUUUUUGGAGCAGCUGAAGCCGGCUGCACCCAUCGCGAGCGCUUCUGUGUCCACAAAGAGAUACACGCACCAGAAGCCCCAGGCUGUGGUGCUGGCCCUGGAUAAAGUUAAGACUGAUGGGACUUCUGCUGCCCCAGUAAUUGCCAUGCCGCCUCAGCCGGCCGUGUCAUCUGGCGGAGCGUCGAGAGCUCCUCAGGCGGGAGGCAAGCCUGGCUGGGACACGGUCAGACGGGCCUUCCAGCCCUCGCACAGAGGGUCGCCCCACCGAAACAGCUACCAUUCCCAAAGUGCAGCCCAGAGCUUCCAGCCCCCGCCUCAGGAUCUGGGCCAGAUCUACGGAUUUGGCCGCUCCCCUGUUCUCCCCAGGAAGAGAAAUGGUUUGUUUACAAAUCCCAUGAAGCCUCAACACUGGACUAGUGAAGGACUGACACCCUCUGGUGGUGGCUAUUAUACAAUGGAUGCCAAAUAUUCCCUCCCAAAAGAAACGUCUACUUCACCUCAGUCCAUUCUGGUUAAGCCAGAUUCAUAUAAGUACAACACAGAAAAGCCUGUGAAGACAGUGCGUUUCUCCACUGAAGAACUUUCCCAGACCACGCCCAGGUUGAGCUCACUGUCCUCUGGAACACAGAUAAUGGGGAACUCUCAGAGCUCCUCUGCGGCUCUGGAACACUGGAACCCAUCUGCGAUUUUGGGUCGGGACGGAAGCACGUCAGUUCUUAAAGACACAAAGACGCUUCUGCAGAGAAAAGGACCUGCUCAGAAUCAUUCCACUGUGGAUGGCCUCCCUUUAACCAUCAAGCCACCAAUAAUCAAUUCCCAGUCCAGUCCCAGCAGACACCGGGUGUUGAUGGGAUACAAUGCACAGACUGAUGCAGAGCUGAACCUUCUGGAAGGAGAGCUGGUACUGGUCCAAAGGCCUCGACUGGAUGGGAGGGUCCUAGUGACCCAGGAGAUCACUGGACGAACAGGCCUCUUCCGCAACAGUAUUCUGGACAUAUUGGACAAAGUAGUCUGAGUGCCACUGUCCUCGUAUGUGUGUGUGUGCGCGCGUGUGUGUUGUUGUUGCUUUGGAUUCACAUGGAGUGAGUCUGUUACAUAAGGAACUCUAUAAGAAAGCAAUAUUCUCCAAUAUGUUUCCGUGCACCGCAUGCCUCGUCUCAGUCAGCAGACACAACCAAACCCCAGAUCCUGCUCAGACGUGUUCCUCUAUGUCGCCCAUCACUUAUGACAGAUACUAGUGCCUUUGCUUGGGGUUUUGAUGGUCAUAUGCACUUUGAGGGAAAUGAUGAUUUAGAUGAAACCUGCUUGUAUUAUUGACACUUGAACAAAAAACUGUUAAAUGGACGAUGAGAUUGUUGAGGUUGUCUCUGAGAGCACAAGAUUCUGAUGUUUGAAUGCAGUAACUAUACAGGGUAGGUUUGUAGGUUUGUCAUUAUACAGCCGUGAAACCUGUUUGAAGUUCAUUUUCAAUACAGGAAGAAGAUGACGUUGUCCUUUAACCCCCUGUAAUUUACUUAAAGCUAACCCUUAAUAUUUGGUCACUUUAUUUUUUUGAACUCUGGGAAUAUAAAAAAUAAAUUAUAAAUGAUGUUG